UGUGUUAAAGAAAUAAACAUUUACAAUGGAGUCUAAAACUGAGGCUGCAAAGAAUUUGCUCUGUAUGGCCUGUUUGUGUGUGGAAAAAUCUUUAAAAGAAUUCAUAUCACUUGAUAUUAUCAAGUAUUAUUUGGAUUGUAUUAACGAAAUUUCUCUCUGUGAUAUACCAAAGUCUAUAACAAUAUGCUGGGAGUGUGAAGCAAUUUUGAAGAGAGCUGUUAGCUUCAGGGAACAAGUUAAAGAUUCAUAUCGGAUACUGCAGACUUACACGAGUGAAAAUCUUGCAGAACGUCUUCUGUCAGAUGUGUCUAGACCUCCUAGAUUAAAAGUGGUUGUUAAUAAAAAUAUCGAUAUUACACCAAAAAAUGAUUGGUUACAAGAUUGGAGUCAAUUAGAUUGUGUUAAAGAUGAAUUGAAAAUUGAAGAUGACAAUAUAAGGAAUAAUUUGGAAGAGAUAAACACUUUGUUAUCGGAUAGUUCAGAUAUAGACCAAGAUAGACACACUGAGAUCACCAAUAUUCAGAACCAGAAUGAAAAGACUGAUGGGACAUCUCAGGACAAAGAUAUUGAUACAAACAGACCGAAAGAUUUGCAGAUUGUUUGUGUUAAAGAUGAAUUAAAAAUUGAAUAUGACAAAGAUUUACAAGAUUACUCAGACACAAAAGACACUUUAUCAUCAGACUGUUCCGAUUUGGAACUGGACAGUGAAUUACAGAAGUUCAUAAGAUCAAAGAAGAAUAUAAAAAAUAAAAGAGAACGAGGUAAAGUUGUCAAAAAGGGAAAGUUAAAGGAGAGUUCUAAAAAGUCGAAAAAAUCAUUAGAAGAGAGUCGUAAGAUAUUAACAAUUGAAUUGACAUACGAAGAUAUGUUGUUGGAAAGAGAGAAAGAAAAAGGAAGAGAUGUGUUUAACAAAGCGAAGUAUAAAUGUGAUACAUGUAUUAUUGGAUAUAAUAGUUACAAAACUUAUAAUACACAUGUAACAAACAAACAUAAGUCGGAUAUAGGUAAGCACAGAUGUCCUAUAUGCAGUGUUUUACUUUCUUCGGUUGAAUCUUUUACUGAACAUUGUAAAAGACAUUUUAGGAGAUACGAGUGCGGGAUCUGUCAGAAACGUACCAUAGACAAGAAGGCGAUAGAGCAGCAUUAUUAUACAACGCAUGAGAUAUCUUUAAAGGAAUAUCAAUGUAAUCUGUGCGGGAAGAUAUCUAAUUCAAUAGACAGCCAUCGCUACCAUAGAGACAGUCACAAAUCUAGAGUUCAGUGCACAGAUUGUGAGAAGACAUUUAGUCAUAGAGCGGGCCUCGUCAACCAUAGACUAGCGGUACACGAAUUACAAAACACAUUCCCUUGUACAAUAUGUGAUAAAGUAUUUCGUUGGAGGACUAGUUUGAAACGACAUCUCGAAAAACAUGAUACUAAGACAAAGGCGACAAAUAGUGGGGCAGCUUUUUGUGUCACUUGUAGUAUAGAAUUCUCAUCAAUAUGUUCCUACAAGAGACAUUUACGUAAUAGUUUAAAACAUGUAUCAAGAGAUCAACUAAAAUUUAUAUGCGACCAUUGUAAUAAACGUUUCGCGGACAAAACUAAACUUAGAGAUCAUAUAGAAGAUAAACAUUUACAUAAAGUAUAUAAUUGUCAUAUAUGUAAUAAGGCUACAAAGAAUCGAGUUGGUCUAGAUCAACAUAUAAGAUAUGUACAUCGGGACAGACCUAAUAAUAAAAUGUGUCAUUACUGUGGCAAAGGAUUUCCUACUAAAGUUCAGUUAGAAUCUCAUAUUCGUACACAUACAGGGGAGAGACCUUUCAUAUGUGAAUACUGUCCUACGACAUUUUCACAGAAAUCUAAUUUAUAUAAACAUAACAGACAGGUACAUUUAAACAUUAAAACUAAAAGAUACAAUAUCUGUAAGAAGAGAAAAGAAGAUAAAAAAGAUGUAUAUCCUUCGACGGAAGAAAAAGUAAAUGAAUUACAGAAGAGUUGUCCUGAAUUAUUUCUUGGUAAAGGAAAUUCUGAACAAUUUAUUGUCAGUUGGUGAUAUCACUUGCCAUUAUUGUAUUAUAAAGGUGUCAGAUUCAUUUGACACGAUUGGUAAUAGAUGUUAAA
Molecule: messenger RNA, 2103 nt
Organism: Papilio machaon (common yellow swallowtail)
Lineage: Eukaryota; Metazoa; Arthropoda; Insecta; Lepidoptera; Papilionidae
Product: zinc finger protein 181
Exons: 16
Coding region: 26-2035 (669 amino acids)
Cellular component (GO): nucleus
Molecular function (GO): zinc ion binding
Source: RefSeq, a predicted model, not a curated record